GCCGAGGCCUCCCGUGCGCCCGCGCAUGUUCGCGCUCUACAAGUAAACGCAUAUUUUACGAACUCAUUGUAUACAAAAAACUACGAAAACAUUCAACGAACAAGUGGAAUUGAAGUGAAGUGACAUAAGGAGAACUAGUGAUGUAUUAUUAGAGCCAUGUAAACAAGGUAAACAGUGACGGUUGCAUCUUGAAAUUUCUGCAGGAAUAUUGGACAAGGGCAUUUGCGUGAAGGCAGUUCUGCCGUCAAUCAUGACAACGAUAUGCUGUGUCAAAAGCAAGAUAAUUCAAAGACUGAAUAAGGGUGCUAUUUAAAAUUAGAGACAAAAAUGGACGGUGUAAAAGUAUCGCACCAAGGAGUGCGAAUGCACUCCGCGGAAGGUUCAGGCGGAAGGAUCACGCAGGCUGGCCUGGCCGCACGCAGCCCUGAAGGCACAGCAGCUAAAGGAAUGGCCAUUAAAGGCCAUGAAGACCUUUGGGUGGAAAUCCAGGCCAACACCUUUAGAAACUGGGUUAACGAAACCCUGAAGCCUAUGGAUAUAAAGGUCGUAGAUCUGGUAGAGGAUCUACGAGAUGGGACAGUGUUAUGUUCAUUGGUGGAAGCUUUACAAGGUCGAAGAUUAAAGGGUUGGAACCCCAAUCCUGGCAAUCAACACCACAAACUAGACAAUGUCACCACCGCACUACAGGCCAUAGAGGAUGAUGGUGUUAAGCUUGUUAACAUUGGAAACGUGGAUAUAGUGAACGGCAAUUUAAAACUAAUACUCGGAUUGAUCUGGUCUCUCAUUGUGCGGUACCAGAUAGGAAGAAGCAAGUUCCCGCCAAGGAAACUAAUGUUGUCGUGGCUACAAGCUGCAUUACCUGACAGCCGAGUGGGCAACUUAACCACCGACUGGAACAGCGGAGUGUUGCUGUCGGCACUACUAGACCAUGUUAAGCCUGGCAUCUUCCCACACUGGAGAGAGCUCAAUCGCCACGAAGCUGUGGAGAAUUGUCGUCGUGCCAUGAAACUAGCCCACCGUGAACUUGAUGUGCCCAUGGUACUAGAACCUGAAUACUUGGCCUCACCAUGGCUGGACGAAUUGUCUGGCAUGACAUAUCUAUCGUACUUCAUGAAGCCUGGUGGUCCGGGGUACAGAUCUACUUUGGAGUGGGUGAACUCGCGAUUGGAGAGAGCUAUCACUAAUUUUACGACGGACUGGAACGACGGUCGCGUGGCGAACGAAUUGGUGCGGUCCAUGGGUGGACCGGCCCCGCCACCCAGCCGCCUGCGCCGCGACCCAGCACGGUGGGAGGAAAACAAUCAGAUGGCUAUCGAUGCUGCGAAGAAACUCGGUGUCCAGCCAGUAUUAUCAGCGAAAGAUAUGAGCUCCAGCGAUGUGGAACACCUCGGUGUAAUGGCAUGGGCCUCUCAGUUCCGUAAUAUCCCACCACGACCUCCCGUGCACGAUAUGCUGCGCGUCGCUCUUGACUCUACGUCUGGUAGAGUUGGAGAACCGACCUACAUAAAAGUGGACAGUGUUGCAAACGAGCUUUCCGUAUCCGACGUAAAAGUGUCCAUAGUGAACCCUUUAGAGCAAGAAUCAAGAUUAAAAUUGGAUUCGAGGGGCUCUGGCGAGUUCAUACCUGAGCAUGCUGGAAUGCACGAGAUAGUUCUCACCGUGGAUGACAUCAGGGUCGAUGGAAGAUACUUCUUUAGGGUGCUACCAAGGUUGGUCACAGUGCCACCUCCGGGUAUGGCGCCAUGUGCCAUGGGAAGUAUCGUAGAAGUACUAGUCAGUGCUACAGGAGCACCUCGUCGCCAAGACAUAGACGUCACAGCUCACUCGCCGAGUGGUCGUGCCGUUGCGCUGGAGCCCAGACAUCCACCACCGUCGGAGCCCGGCACUACGGCUUCCAGCGCCAUCUUCCAACCAGACGAACCCGGGACAUGGACCAUAGCCAUUACUUAUAAAGGCGAACAUAUUCAAGGGGGCCCUUUCACAUGCGAAGUCUUUGAUCCUGCUGGUGUUCGACUCAGUCCCGGAGCUCUGGACGGUGCAGAGCCACUGAAGCCACAUUCCUUCGAACUUGACACUAGUGGUUGCGGCGUCAAGGGCGAUCUUCAAUUGGACAUAGUUCAUGAUAAAAGAAGCGUUAUGUGUGCUUUAGAGAAACUUUCUGCGACUAAAUAUCGAGCCACCUUCAUGCCGAAAGCAGCUGGAAAACACAGGUUGUACGUCUACUUUAACGGAUAUGAUGUUCACGGAUCACCGCACAUGUUCAGAGUGGGGUCACGCUCCAAGAAGCCUCGCGACAGCGCUAGUCCCUUACCAGCUUAUGCGAGAGUCUCCAGCCCAGUGACUCGUCUCCGCUCUGAGAGUCCACUCAACCAUUACACUUUAUACGACACUAACACCAAACACGGUACGAGCACGUUCAAUCGACGCGAAGAACGACGUGACUCCACCGAUUAUUACAAGCCGUAUACAUCAGACGUUAAAGAUAAGAGUUAUGACGUCACUGAUUCCGCGUAUUCCUCAACAAGGAUGAAUAAGAAGGAUUAUUCGCUUUACGGUUCAGAGAGUCCCAGAAAUAGGACUGCCAGUCCAAUUACAACGAAACACCUCGGUAAUGGCCCACGGUUGGAUAUUAAUAGAGCUAAUAGCCCCUAUAGAGCGACAAGCCCGUAUCGGGCGACGAGUCCGGUCGGUCGAACAGCCAGUCCGCUAACGAGAAAAGAAAGUCCAUUGAAUAGAACAGCCAGUCCAAUUAACAGAGUGAGCAGUCCUACGGAUCGGUACAGCCCUGUGACGACUACAAAGCGUGUAGUGGAGAAACGCUCCAACUACAAAUACAGUUCUUACAGCAACUCUCAAGACAACCUCGAUCAAAUCAGCCCUUUUUCCUCACUCGAGGCUGACAACAUCAGGCGACUAGGAAGCCCUAGCGUAGGCGACCCGGGCGGGAAGCCAUACAUCGGACGGAAAGACUCCUGGGAUGCCAUAGAAAAAACAAGGCAGAUGAGCCUAGACAAUCCGACCGAACGCUAUGGUAACAACACUUUGGACCGCGAGACAAAGCGCAAUACGCAAUUAAACAAGUUCAGCGACUUUUCGCGCGACUCCUUCAACCGCCAUCUUGAUAGACUCGCUGACGACAAGGAUUCGGAGACUUACUCCAGUCGGCAAGAGACCAGUAAGCGCGAAGUGCGUGAAAGUUCGUACGUAGUACGAGACUCCUCGUACAGCAGUGUAGAGGAAAAGCACCAACAACAGCAGUCUUUUUUAUCCAAUAGGCCCCCCCGCGACCCGAACGGGGGGGCAUGGUCUGAGAUCGAUGCCGUGCAUCCAAGAUUCAGACCAAUUGAAAGGGAUAACAAAGGUGCUAAAGCAGUAAUAGUAAAAUCAACAACCAAAGGAGUAUUGGAGAAACCUGUCGAAUUUAUUGUGGACUGCAGCACAGCAGGUCCAGGACACUUAGAGCUAGAAGUGUCAGGAGGGAAUGGUGCCUUGGUGGCGAGCUCAGUGCGAACGUUGGGCAACCAUCGCUACUUAGCCGCGUUCACACCGCGCGUUCUACGUCCGCACUCCGUACGCGUUACCUUCAAUAAUGAUCAUGUACCUGGGUCUCCGUGGACGGUCGAGGUGAUGGCGGGGCCGGCGGGCGGCGGCGGAGGCGAACCGACUAGGCUAAUCCCUGCUCGAGUGCCUGCCGUCUUUGAAAUAUCCACCGCGCCUGGCACUGCUACUUUUAGCAAAAAUGAGGUGGGUGUUACCGUGACCGCGCCAUCACGGCGACCGGUGACGGCCAGGGUACUGGACGUGGCAGAGCGUCCAGGGGUCUUCCGCAUCGAGUUCACGCCGGAGGAAGUCGGCACACACUUGAUUGAUGUGUCAAUCGCUGACGACAAACUAGCAGCUGGCCCCUUGGUAGCCAAGGUAUACGACGCCAGUCUUAUCAAGGUCACCGAUGUUGGCAACGCCAUCGUAGGACAACAGUGCCAAUUCAGAGUGGACGCCAGCGCGGCUGGGGAGGGUCAACUAGAAAUUUCAAUCAAUGAGGGAGAAGUCCCAAAUCACGUUCAGGUGGUUGGUGGUGGCCGAUGUCUAGUCUUCUGGAGGCCAGAAACUCCAACGCCGCACCGCGUCGAUAUCAAGUUCAACGGAGAGCCUGUGCCUUCGUCUCCAUUCGUCUUCCAUGUAGCGCCUGCACAAAGAGUCACUAUUGACACUUCACAAAUCGAAUUAAUUCCUGUGGGCGAGCUAGCGUCAUGUACAGUACGUGUAGAAGGCACCGGUGGCGGCGAGCUGACGGUAACAGUACGAGGACCGCGGGGCGAAAUCCCCGUGCGGCUCACUGGCGAUGCCGUCACGGCCCUGGUGGCUAGCUUCACACCGCGAAAUGUUGGACCUCACACGCUCACCGCUCAUUACAACAACCAACCUAUCUCCGGAACACCAUUCACAUGUAAAGUAUAUGAUGGGAAGUUAGUAAGCGUUUCUGGAGGCUCCUCUGCCCGUGUUGGAGUGCCUGUUCAACUGGCAGUUGACGCUGCACAAGCAGGAGAGGGCAACCUGGAAAUCACUGUGGCCGCUAGAGGACUGAACAUUCCCACUCAGGUUCACCCUCAGGGAAAUGCUCGCUUCACUGUAUCUUUCACGCCAACAGAAGCAUGUGACCAUGUUGUCAAUGUUUCUUUUAAUAAGAUGCGAGUCCCAGGAUGUCCGCUGGUAAUCAAAGUGUCGGAGGGCACUGGUAGUGGGGCCAGAGUAACGCUACCCGGACCUGUCCCUCUCCACCAGCCAGCUGCGCUCACCCUCCACCAUCCCACUGCCACUCUAGAGCAGAUUGAAGUUAAUGUCGAAGGUCCGAAUGGCGCGUCGGUGCCAGCGGCGGUGUCGGCGGCGGGCGCCGGCGUAUUUCGUGCCGAGUUUGUACCACGGGCAGUUGGAGAACAUCGCCUGAACGUACUCGUUAACUCUGUGCCUAUACCUGCUAGCCCGUUUCAUCUCAAGGUAUAUGACGUUACUGCUAUUAGAGUCAAAGAUGUUGCUCAUGGGACCGUUGGGAAGCCUGUCACAUUUUUAGUUGAGACGAUGGCAGCGGGGCCGGGCAACCUAGAAGUAACAGUAAACGGCGGACGCGUACCGACUGCAGCGGCAGCUCAGGGCGCCCAUACUUAUGCUAUCAGUUUCACCCCCCGCGAUCCCAGACCACAUACUGUAGAGCUACGCUUUAACGGGGAUCAUGUGCCUGGCAGUCCAUUCGUUUGCCACGUAUCCGCACCUGCACGCGUCAUUGGUGCUGGCUCUGGCGAGUCGCCCGACAAGGUGUCCGUGGGUGACGCAUAUACGUUCAGUGUGGAUUCGCCUGCUUCACCGCAUGUUGAAGUCCUUGGACCUGCCCGUCGCCCUGUGCCUGUACAGGUCUCAGCUGAAGAAACAAUUGGUGAAAAUGAAGCCAGUAAAAGAUAUACUAUAUCAUUUGUCCCAGUCGACGUUGGAGAUCACAGUAUUGAGGUUCGAGCGGGCGCUAUGGGCGGGCACGUAGAAGGCAGUCCGUUCCUAGUGAAAGCAUACAGCGCAGCGCGAGUAUCUGUCACCGAUAUCUCGCCCGGUGUCGUCGGAAGACCUGUUUCCUUCACUAUCAACGCUUCACAUGCGGGCGCCGGAAACUUGGAAAUAAUUGUCGCAGUGAAUGGUAGAAACGUGCCAAAUUAUGUACAAAGUGAAGGAAAUGCUAGAUUCAAGGUGAACUUCAAACCUGUGGAAGCAGCUCCCCACACACUCUCGGUACGAUUCAACGGCCACGCUGUACCGGGUUCCCCCUUCACAUGCCCAGUCUCCGCUCCAGUCACCUCCUCCGAAGCUCGCGCCACAGGCCCGGGACUUGUGUCCACACCUCGCGGCGAACCUGCCGAGAUACAUCUAAGUGGAUUCCAUACAGGCGAACCAACAGUCUACGCAGCAGGUCCUGGCGGCAGCAGCAUCCGUGCUCGCAUCACACCGUUGUCCGACGGCCGCUAUACAGCCACGUAUACGCCGGAGGCCGUUGGCCGCCAUAGCGUGCAAGUUACGUGUGCGGGCCGCCCAGUGCCCGGCUCACCUUUUACAUGCAAUGUUUAUGAUGUGAGACGCGUCAGGGUAACUGGAUUAGGACCUGGAGAAUUAGAGGGCACUCUAGAAGGCCUAAGUCUAGAUGACCUGGGCGAAGAGGAUCGCGGCGUAGAAGUAGGAAAACCGGUGACGUUCAGCGUGGACGCAGCCGGCGCUGGGGAAGGUACUCUUGAGCUAGUUGUUUCUACGCCGUCAACUACUGUUAAGGCUGAGGUGGUCGCAGUAGCGCGAGGUCUGUACGACGUGACUUUCAUACCGGUGUCGCGUGAGGCUCACCGUGUGUCCGUCACGUUCAACGAGCAGCCCGUGCCCGGCAGCCCCUUCAUCUGUAGGGUCAGCGAGCCUCAUACUUACGUGCAGAUUGGUGGCAUAGCAGCGGUAGAAAUUGACGAGAACCAAUCGGACAUCGAAGUAGUAUCCCCAACUGGCACGAGAGUGCCCGACAUCCAUGUCGAAGACACCGGUCUCCUAACCUUCCCUGCCACGCGUGUCGGCCGCUAUGUCGUGAGGAACGCGAGAGGCGUCAUUGCUGAAGUCGAGGCACUUGAUGCCGGUGCUGUAAAAGUACUGUCUAUUGGUGAUGCUGUGGCGCAUCGACCGGCCAUUCUAACUGUGAGCACGGGCAGCGCUGGCAACGGGCGUUUAUUUGGGCGCGUAACAUGCGGCGGGCAAACAGUGCCGCACUCAGUGCGUCGGCGUGGUGGGUCGCGGCAGGAAGUCGUGUGGCACCCAGCGCGUGCAGCACCGCACAGAUUGACACUGCUGUGGAGCGGCACCCCCAUUUCUAGGGAACCUCUACUUGUCGAUGUACAACCACCGCAUCAUGGACAAGAGGUGUCAGCAUCGGGCCUGGGCCUAUACCAAGCACAAGUCGGGCGCGUGGCGUCGUUUAGCAUCGACACACUGGGUCGGCCGGCGCGAGAGUUUGACGUCGUUGUCUCGGGACCCGGCUCUAGAGCCCUCCCUGUCCGGUGCUACCAGACCAAGUCGGGGUUGUUACAGGCCGAGUACACUAUCACUGAAGUCGGCCAAAGUACAAUUGAAGUACUUCACCUAUCAAAGCCGGUAUCUGGAAGCCCAUUCACAUGCGAGUCGUUCGAUUCCAACAAAGUCAUUCUGUCUGGUCUGCCCACUGGAAACAUCAUCGCACAAACGCCUGUUAACUUUACAGUGGACACAAAAGACGCCGGCGUAGGCGAGUUAGAGGUAGUAUGCGAAGCAAUGGGCGAGCGACGCGUGCGCAUGCCGGUGGACAUUCGCGAGGAUGGACACGUCCACAGAGUCCGGCUACGACCUUCCGUGCCGGCGCACUAUCGCAUCUAUAUCUCCUAUGGAGGUGCUCCGGUAAACGGCAGUCCCGUAUCGCUCGGCGUGCUGAGUGGGCGCAGCAGCAUCGCUUCACGCUGCGCCGGCACCGGCCUGGCGCACGCACAUGUUGGCAAGGAAGCCGCCUUCACUAUACUCUGCCUUGAUGAUACGCCGCCCACUGUACAGGUAGAAAGACUAACAGAAGGCAAAGAAGACAGCACUGACACAGGCUUAUUAGAAUGCAGAGUAGUAGCGGGGGCACCUCGCGAGUGGCUCUGCGCAUACAUACCGCUCGUGGUCGGAUUGUACGAAGUGAGAAUAUUCACGAAUACGGGACCGUUGCCUGGCAGCCCGUUCUCUGUUAAAGUAAUAGACACAUCAGCGAUAGUGCCAGUAGGAGGAUGGGGAGCGGACAGUGCGGGACGUGUGCGCGCGCCCUCUAAACUUGUGCUUGAUACCAGCAACGCCGGACCCGGCACGCUCGAGUGCCUGUUGGCUGGACGACAUCAACGCGUAGAAACAGUAUCUGGUCGUGCAGUAGUUACUCUAGCAGCUGCUGAAGGCGUGAGCGGGGAACAAGAGUUAGAACUAACAUACAACGGUGCACUGGUGAGUGCAGCGCCGCGGCGGGCGCUGGUUGCCUCGGGCACUAUAGCCGACCGCGUUACGCUCGCCGGUCGGGGAUUAGCUCAUGCUGCACCGCACACACCCGCUGUGUUCACUGUUGACGGCAGUGCAGCGGGGCCGGGUUCGCCAGAAGCAUUUUUGACGGCUCCGGAUGGCGAGACCUUGCCGGUGGCGCUGACAGCGGCCGGUCCGGGCUUGUGGCGCGCCACCUACACUCCUCGCCGUGCUGGAGAUCAUCAACUCAGGGUUAUGUGGGCUGGACGGCUGGUCAAAGGCUGCCCACUAACAGUGAACGUAACAAUGGGCUCAGAAGCCGGCGACGCAUCGAAAGUAGUUUGUUCAGGCGCAGGCUUGCAGGGCGGCGUGGUCGGCCGUGAGAUCCGCUCCUGGAUAGACACACGACGUGCCGGCCCUGGGGAGCUCACUGCCCACUGCACGGGGCCUAAUAAGGUGGCGUACUGCGAGUUGUACGAGCACGGCGACGGCACGUUUACUCUGAACGUAAAACCCGCGGAAGCCGGCCGACAUGUACUCAGCGUGCAGUUCGCCGGGGAACACGUGCCCGGAUCACCCUUCGUGCUAAAAGUCGCUGGAGCACCCGAUCCUUCGAAAGUCCGUGUAUAUGGUCCAGGCGUGGAACCGGGCGUCCUUGCGACGUUCCAGUCGCGGUUUCUUUGCGAUACGCGCGGCGCAGGCGCAGGCCAGCUGACAGUGCGCGUGCGCGGACCCAAAGGCGCCUUCCGCGUCGAGAUGCAAAGAGAGAAUCAGAAGGACCGCACUAUAUUAUGCAAGUUCUCACCCACCGAGCCUGGCGACUACCGCGUUGAAGUCCGAUGGGCCGGACGGCACGUCCCCGGCUCGCCGUUCCCCGUCAUGAUCUUCGACACGCAAGAGGAGCUGCGACGGUACCUACAAGCCACCGCCGCUUAAUACCCUACA
Messenger RNA from Hyposmocoma kahamanoa, 8970 nucleotides. RefSeq names its product filamin-A (gene jbug). Gene Ontology annotation, biological process: actin cytoskeleton organization. The record is from RefSeq and is a predicted model, not a curated record. Lineage: Eukaryota; Metazoa; Arthropoda; Insecta; Lepidoptera; Cosmopterigidae. Gene Ontology annotation, molecular function: actin filament binding.